Messenger RNA from Diorhabda carinulata, 723 nucleotides. RefSeq names its product protein starmaker-like. The transcript is spliced from 2 exons. The coding region runs from base 1 to 723 and encodes 240 amino acids. The record is from RefSeq and is a predicted model, not a curated record. NCBI's taxonomy places the organism in Eukaryota, Metazoa, Arthropoda, Insecta, Coleoptera, Chrysomelidae.
AUGGGAACCGCGCUGGACGGCCAUUCUCGAUUACCACAGCUGAAAAACUCGAGUAAGGCCAAAUCGGAAUGUGCGCUAAAAUGGUACCAAGAGUGCUCACUGAUCACUAAUAAUGAAGAUACUGAAGAUACUGAAGAUACUGAAGAUACUGAAGAUACUGAAGAUACUGAAGAUACUGAAGACACUGAAGAUACUGAAGAUACUGAAGAUACUGAAGAUACUGAAGAUACUGGAGAUACUGAAGAUACUGAAGAUACUGAAGAUACUGAAGAUACUGAAGAUACUGAAGAUACUGAAGACACUGAAGAUACUGAAGAUACUGAAGAUACUGAAGAUACUGAAGAUACUGGAGAUACUGAAGAUACUGAAGAUACUGAAGAUACUGAAGAUACUGAAGAUACUGAAGAUACUGAAGACACUGAAGAUACUGAAGAUACUGAAGAUAAUGAAGGUACUGAAGAUACUGAAGAUGCUGAAGAUACAGAAGAUACUGAAGAUAAUGAAGAUACUGAAGAUACUGAAGAUGCUGAAGAUGCUGAAGAUGCUGAAGAUACAGAAGAUACUGAAGAUAAUGAAGAUACUGAAGAUACUGAAGAUACUGAAGAUACUGAAGAUACUGAAGAUAAUGAAGGUACUGAAGAUACUGAAGAUACUGAAGAUUCUGAAGAUACUGAAGAUACUGAAGAAGUAUGUGCAGUUUUAAUUCUUAAUCAAUGGAAAUAG